CAUCACUAGUGCUUAGUAUUAAAUGGGAAGAUGUUAUUGGUCACAAAAAAAUACAUAGCUGAGAGACAGCCAAUAGCGUGCUUUCUUUCUCCGACUGUUGAUUUGCGCACAUAACCUAACCUAAUACUAUACAAUACUCUGGCUUUUUUGGGAUCUUUCGGAAACUGUAUACAGGGCACCAUUUUGUUCCCUAAAUCGACAAGAUUACAGGCAUUACCGGUACUUAUAGCGAUCUACAAACCGCCAAAACGUCGCGUUAAAGUGCGUUAAUGAAGUAACUAACGAAAUUUACACAUCUGUUGGACAUUGAGUAUAGAAAUGACGGAGGAGAGUGAGCAUAAUGUGCUCAAAAAUCUUUUAACUCUUGAAGAAUUUACUCAGAUACCGGAGGAAAUAGCCAAAAAACUAAAAUCGUAUUUCAACGAAAAGUUUGAAGAAUUCAUCACCGCUAAAGCCGUUUUCGAGACCGGUCGGCAAAACCAAGAAAAAACCUUAAAUGAUUUACAAAAGGAUCAUGCGGAACAGAAACUCGACUUGGACGAAUGUAAGGGAAAGCUAGAUUUGGCUGAAAAAUAUAUAAAAGAAUUAGAAGGCAAAGUUGACGAUGCUAAAAGAGAUAUAUUUAAACUACAAGAAUCUGUAAAGAGACUCGAGAAGGAAAAUGCAGAAUUACGCAGACAAAGGGACGCGGUGUCCGACGAAAGAGAUGCCUUACAAUUACAGAUUGAACGACGUGACGCAGAGGUGGAAAGAAUGCGCACUGAGCUUACAUCUCUUGGUAAUCAAUUGCAAGCAGCAGUCACUGCAAAGUGUCAGGCUUUUGCAGAAAUGGAGGAAGUCAGAAGUCGUGACAUGACAUUAGAUUUCAAAGAGAAACGGCUUGAUCAAGAGAGAACUCUUUUCGCCCAGCAAAUGGCUGGUUUGGAGGAGGAACUGGCAAAACGAACUGCGGAGUUACAGGCAGCCAGAGCAGAAGCUUCAUCCCGUGCACUUCUAACGGAUACACGGCUGACCCAACGCGACGAGGAGCUUCGUAUUGCAAAUGAGAGUGCAGCUCAGAUGCGUGAAGCCCAUACAACAUUACAAAGACGAUGUGACGAACUUGCACAGAAGCUCGAGGAACAGAGGACGCACGAACUCUCAAUGCAUGCCUCCUACAGGGAGGAAGUAGGAGCCCAAACGAGACUUGCAGAUCUUUACAAGGAAAUGGCUAACGAAGCAACUGGAAAGGCUGACGAAUUUAGUAAUGCAGUGAAAGAGCUUCAGGAACUUUUGGAACAAGCUACCGAACAGUAUGGCCUGCUUGAGACAAAACAUAAUGAACUUCAAGCUCAGCACGAAGAGGACCUUGCUGAGAAGCAACAGAAGAUUGAGGCCUUGGCCAAGGAACUUGAACAUGCAAAUGAAUUACUAAAGAAUAUCAAACAAGAACGACUCGAUCAAGCUGUAGAACAAUUGGCACCAACCGCCGCCAUUGCCAGCAGAGUACUGAAAAAAGGUCUGACUCUAACUCAGAUUUACACUCAACUUGUUGAAGCCACUAAUGAAUUAGCACUGGAGCGCGAAGAAAAUGAACGACUCAAAUCACAAAUGGAAAUUAUUUUACGUGAAUUGGAAGAGAAGGCUCCAGUACUUCAACAACAGAAUAAGGACUAUGAAACGGCGGUUGCCAACGUAGCAACUCUGUCCCAAAGACUGGAUGAUCUCCUCGCUGAGAAUCAUCGGCUACGAGAAGAUACCGACAAGACGAAGACUAUGGCUAACCAUCAGCUCAGAGAAAAUCAGAGACUCAAGACUGAAUUGGCUGACUUGGCCCGACAGGUCUGUUUCCUCUUGAAGGAGGUGCAAGAAAGCCGAGGUGGUGCCCCGAUUCCUACGAAUGACCUAUCUUCUUCCAUGAUGGAUAUCGAUGAUCUUGCAUCCUCUCAAAUAAUCAGUAAGAAACUAGUGACCUUCCGAGAUAUUGAAGAACUCCAGGAAAACAAUCAAAAGUUGCUGUCGAUCGUCAGGACUCUGUCAUCCAGACAGGAAGAGAUAGAACGAGCCACCGAUGAAAUUAAUUCUGGCGAGAUGAAAGAGAAGCUAGAUAGAUACCUGGAACAGCUGGCAGAAAUGCAAGCAGCACAAGACAGACAAGCAAAAAUGUUGGACGGUCUUCUCCGUCAGCGUGACAUGUACAAGAGUAUGUAUCAGCAGUGCCUGAACCAGGCAUCCAACAAAACAGACCGAAAUUCCUCCUCCAGAAUAGAUGGAGAAAGUUCUGAAUCGCAAACGGAUGACAAGAAAACGGAGGCCGAAAAACGGAAGGAAGAACAGAGCACUGAGCAGGACAAGGAAGCUCAGAGGAAACUUGCUGAAGUGGAGAUUAAACUGAAGCAAGUAUCAGAUGAGUAUGAAACUUACAAAAAGGAGAGAGGCGCGCACGAGUCUAUGCUUACAGAAGAAGCAGAGCGUCUAAGGAAGGAAGCAGAAGCAAAUUCCGCUCGUUGCUGCCGACUAAAAGCACAACUGGAUUCGGCGAACGAGCGGUUCCAUCUUCUGCAGGCAAAUGUUACUUCAUACAAGUCGCAGAUAAAGAUCCUCGAAGAAAAAUGUAACAACUAUAGUACAACUAUAGGAAAACACGAGCAGAGCAUUAUGAUGUUGAAGGACGAGACUCUGACUGCUCAGACGAAACUGUCUCGUGCCGAGGUACAGUUGGAAAAUUUACGACAGGAACGGCAACUUCUGCGGGACUCGGAAGGACGUCUUCUUAAGGAACGUGAAGUCCUUCAACGGGAAAGACAGACUCAGGCGCUACUAAGAGCCGACGUGGAAGCCAUUAAAGCUAGCUUGGAACGUGCUCAGGCUGAAGGUCAGUUACGGGCUGAACAAAGAUUGGACGAUGCUACCAGAGAAUGCGCUGCUCUUCGUCGUCGUCUACAGGAGGAACAGGAUCGUUUCAGGGAACUCGCAUCGCAUUUAGAAAGACAACUUACAGCUGCACAGCAACGUCUAACCGAAGAACGUACCUUGGCUGAGCGUACUCGUGCAGAAUUGGAGGAGGCGCGUGCUCUAGAGGUCGAGAAUUCACGACGUAUCGAGGAACUCGGUGCAAAAUUAAGACAGGCUGCUGCACAUUCCAUUGCCAAACCCAUCACCGGUGACGAGAGUCUCACCAAGAGACUGAAGGAACUCGAGAUGCAGUUGGCUAGCAGUCAGGCUGAAGUAAAGUCACUGUCGGAACAGUUGAGAGCUGCUCGUCAACAGAGUCAACAAUACUGCGACAUUGCCGAGAGCGCUGAGACCCAAUUGCGAGAAUUGACAGCUGAGCACAACAGAGCUCGCGAGGAACUUGAAACAGCUUUGAAGAACGCACAAAACAAUGUGAUUAAUUUCGAGAAGAGAGUGAAGGAACUUGAAGAGGAACUUGCCAAAGUGUCCAGUGGACGUCAGGAGACGGAUUCGGAACUUCGUGAAAAAUUGGCAGCUGCUGAAAUGAAGUUGGAAGAAUUGGAUGAGGUUAAGGGUGAGUUGGAGCUGAUGAAGAGUGAUCUUCAGAGUGCAUCAGCGGCCGCCAAGGAGGCCGAAGAGAAAUACGGCAGGGAGAUGGUGCUUCAUUCGGCCGAUCUGCAAACCCUGGCAAAACUUAAAGAAGACUGGAGCACCGUUGCUGAGAAAAUCGCGGUUCUUACGCGUGAAAGAGAUGCUGCCACUGAAGCUCUUCAACUGGAGAAAACAGCAUGGCAGGAAAGGGAACAACGGUUACGAGAUGAGAUCCUGGAGAUGCAAAAGAGGGUUCAAGAUCUGGAUGCCCAGAAUGCACUGCUUCAUGAUCAAAUUCAAGAACUGAGUGAUAGAGCAGCAAUAAUGCAGAGUCAGCAGUCGAAAUCCAGCCAGGAGAGUCCAGAUACCAGCCUAGAAGCGAUGAAUCGCAGCUUCAGCGGUCUCGAAGAGGAUUCCAAUUCAGCGGAGCAGCUCCUACGCGUGAUGAAGUAUUUGAGACGUGAGAAGGAUUUGGCAGUGGCGAAAUUCGAUGUUCUUAGGGCUGAGAACCUGAGACUCAAAUCCCAGGCGGAGGUAUAUGAGAAACGACUGAAGGAGACUGAGGCACUCCUUAAUUCCGAAAGAGAAAAAUCCGAGAUUGAUGUGGUGACGACGUCCAAGCAUGCAGAACUCUUGCGCAAGGUAGAAACUCUAAAUGCUAUUGCUGAUUCCAAUAGGAUUCUUCGUGAAGAGAGGGAUACUCUGAGUGCAAAGGUCACCGAGCUUUCAGCGAAAGUAACAGCCCUCUCCGAAGAAGUUGUACCACUUCGUGAGAAGGCUAGAGAUCUAUCUGCCAAAACAGAGGGUCUUAUGCAAGAAAAUUCUGGACUCAAAGGUGAAGCAACGAGAUGGCGUCAGAGAGCUAACACCCUUAUUGAAAGAGCCAAUAAAGCCAGUCCUGAGGAUUGGCGAAGACUACAGACAGAACGUGAAAAUCUCAGUAAAUUAUUGACGUCCGAACGAGAAACACAUGCCAGAAGAACAGACGAACUAAAUGCUAUAAAAGCUGAGAAGGCUAGAUUGGAGGAACAAGUUGUUCAGUGGCAGAAACAGGUGCAAGCUCAGAGUGAACAGAUUUCCAGGAUGUCAGAGGAGACUCGCAAACUAGGACAAGAUUUGAACGAAGCCAUUGCCGAUUCAACUACUAAGGACAAGGAUCUUGGCAGCUUGCGUAAAGAAUUAAGUGACAAAGAGGCUACUCUGAAUGACAUCAAGAACAAAGAAAUUCAGAUCCGAAAGAUCGCUAAGAAAUAUAAGACUCAGUUCGAGGAACUCGCUAGAUCUGUCGAGGAGGAGAAGACGAAAUUAGAAGAAUCCAAGGCAUCCGGUACAAAUGCCGGAAACGAGGAUACAUCCCAAGCAGCCCAAGAACGCGAAGAUCAGCUAAGGGAAGAAGGUAGACAGGAACUUCGUCAAGCAAACGUUGAACUGACGACCAAGAUCGAUGAGCUAACUCGCCAAUUGAAUGCAGUACAAAGUGAAGCAGAGGCGCUCAAGAGAGAAAUAGAAAACAUAAACAAAAUCAGCGUAGAAAAAGAAGAGAGGGCCAAGCAAGUACUCAAGGGUGCCAGGACCAAGAUAAUGCAAUUGACUGAGUCCAAUAAAGUCUGCGAGAAGGAAUUGAACGAUUUGAAAUCCAAAAUUGAUUCCAGUGCUAACGAGUCAGAUAGCUCGGAGCACGAUGCUAGAUUGGCGGCAAUAAAAUCACAAAUGGAAGGCAGAAUAUCGAGAUUAGAACAUGAAAAGUCCGAGGUCCAUGCCGAGAAGGAAGCUCUUCUUCAGAGAGUGACCCAGCUCCAGAGACAAUUGGCUGCUGGAGUUGGGGGAGUCAGUGCUACCACUGAGCCACCAACUGCUAAUAUAAAACCAAUGUCUGCUCGCGCAGAAACUCCUUUGGCUAGUAUUCGACCGAUGAGUGUUGUUGUACAAUCUAGAACAGCAGCAGUUUUACCUACAACAGCAACAGCACCUGUUCUAGUGGCACCGCAACAGCAGCAGCAGCAACAGCAGCAGGCUGUUCAUACGACAGAGACGAGUUCGCCCACCAGCAGUCAUACAGAUUAUCAACCAGCUAGCACCAGUAGCUCCUCUCAAACGGCAGCUGGUAAUUUGAGACAACUGGCUGUGCAGCCACAGUUGAGCGAAUCGGCCGAAUCUACUCAGAGAGAAGAUCCUGAGAGUGCGGAGGGAUUGAUUCGACAGGAGCAGCAGUGUCAACAGCAGCAACAGCAGCAACAACAGCAGCAGACAGUGGCUCUGGUAAGUCCGAGAGUUGAGCAGCAACAACAACAACAACAACAACAAGCUGCAGCUAGCGAUCAACAGCAAACAGUGGCAAGUAGUUCUACACAGUCGGUGAGUACUUCUCAAGCAUCGACAGGGCACAAAAGACCUAGGAGUCUUGAAUCCCCGGCUUCAGGUUCUGGAGUUGUAAAUACGGGGGAUCAUAGUAGGUCAGAGCAGCUUCCAAGCCCUAAGGCGAAAAGAAGUAGGCAACAGGAAGUGAUGCCUACAGCUGCUGCAAGUGCAUCGGAAGUGGAGUACCAAGUUCCUACUUCGAGUCAGAGAGAUCAGGAUGAGGAAGUUGAGGAAGGCUGUGUUGUGGUGGUUGAUUGUGAUGAAGGUGAAGGUGGUGGAGCACAUCAGGCGCAGGAGGAAGAAGAAUUUGAUAACGAUCCUUACGAGGAAAUGGAAGAAGAGGAAGAAUUACCAUAUGGCGUUGAAGUUGAGGUCGAGGGUGAUAAUAAUGAGGUUGAAAUUAUUAUGGAGGAAGAUUCGACGAGUGUCGAAGUACCUAGGCAAGCACAGCCAACGAUACUUACUAAUCAACAGCAACAGCAAUCUGAAGCUAUCAGCAGUGCUGGUCCUACCGGAGAACCAGCGUCUUCCUUUGCAGCAAGAUCAUCCAGAGGAAUUGCUCCAAUGCCUAGACAGCAGCAGCAACAACAGCAGCAUCUCCUUCUACCUCAGCAAGGAUAUGAGGAUGCUGGAGACGAUAGUAUAGUUCCUAGUACACCCACGUUAUUUGUCCCCCGCCGAGGAGAUAGUUUCGGUGAGGCUGUGAGUUCUCCCCAAGUGCCACAAGGUAGCUUUACAUUUGGUGAUCCUGCGCCACCUUCUACUGCAUCUUCGACACCUGCCCUAGCUACACCUACCGGAGCUGCUACGAGAACAAUGUUCGGUUCCUCUGGGUCUGGCGUGGCUCAGGUAGUUCAGGAAGGAAUGGACGACACCAGGAUGGACCUUACGCAAUUAGAAGAUGGUGGAACAGGGCGCAGCGUUCCCACGACCCCCCUUCAAGUCUCGCCAGCCGCUGAUCUACCUCCUUCCACUAGUAGUAGUGGUCCAUCCGAGGAACAGGAAACUCCCGUUUCGGGCACAGCGGUUACAGCUACCAGAACAACCAGUAGCGAUAUUACCGAGGAUACUGCGAUACCGAGUAUUCGCAUCGUCACCGCAGAUGAGCAGGAACAUUCGCAGCUGGAAGUGGUCGUGGAAACUGAUAGUGCUACUCCUGCAGAUGGCGUAACUUCUGAUAGUGAAAAACGACCUGAAGCAGCUGGAGCUACAGCUUCAGGGACAGUCGACGAUGACGUCGCCGACACUGGUGCCGAAGCUACAGAAGAUCCUGGUAGCGAAGUCACGGAAGAGGAUCCGGAGGAGGAGAGUAGAGAAGCCGAGGCAUCACCUUCGAGUAACACCAGACAGAGAGCUCUGGCUGCUGCGGCCGCCGCAGCUGCAGCCGCAGGCAAUAACGCAACUCCGAACAGAGAUUCAAACACAAGAAGAUCUACGCGAACUCCGUUCAGAGCAGCUCGUGGACAGCGACCUACUCCCAUCGUCUGGGACAAUCAACCGGGACGAGGACAAGGCGUAAUGCGUGGACAUGCUACAAGGGGAAGUGGGCCAGUCGGUGAUGGCGGAAGAGGACGUGGCACUAGAGGAAGACGUAUGCGCUCCAAGUAUCCUUACUCACGUUUCUAGAAUCCCACAAUUAUGUGUAUAUAUAGAGAGGAUAUUGUGGUUUGGUAAUAUCGAAAGUGAGCAUCGAGAUUGUUCGUUUGAGCUUCGAUUUACAAUGUCAUUCGAGUAACUCUUAUCAUUGCAUUUUCGGACUUUAUCUAAUUCUCGUUCGUUUAUUUGUGGAAAUCAUUAGUAGCCACGCUCUUCACAUGAGUAUGUAAGUCUACGAGAAAGACAAAAAUGUUGUUUAAGUAGUAUUGCCCUCAUUUUAAUACGUUGUUUAAGCCAUUUUUUUGUCUACUAUUAAACUAUUUUCCAUAAGAGAGUCGGCUACAUUCCUAUGAGGAAAAGUCCUGAACUUUUUGAACACGCUACAAUUUAUUAUGCGUAGAAUUCAAUGUUAAUCCAACGAUGACCCCCUGAUUAGUGAUUAUUAACUUUAGUGAAAUGACAUUUUACGGCAUGAAAAGAGAAACAGCAAAAAAUAUUCGAAGAAGAACGACGGAAAUUGACUUCUUUUCCUUCUUGAUAAAUACAGUCAAAGUAUUUCAUUCAUGAUCUAUAAGGUGUAAUAUAUUAUAUUGUAGACAGGAUAAUUUAAUGUACGAUUAACACGAAAAGAAAUAUUCUCCAUUGAAGUCGCUUCGACUUGCAUUUACCCAAGAGGAGAGUGACCAGUAUAGAGUUGCUGGUCGUAAACUUUAAAAAUAAAGUAUGUUUGUACAAUAAGUGGUUGAGGAUUGCAUAAAAAAUUCAAUUUAUUUCCAGUCAAGUUAAUAAAUAAAGCAAAAUUGAUUGUUUCGCAAUCAAUAGCCGUUUUAUAGAAUAAAUAUUAAAUAUAAUAAAUAGAGUAGAUUUUAAAGCGUUCUAAUAAAUAAAUUUGCAUAAUAUUUAAUUAUACGCUGAAUAUCUAUAAAUAAGUUGUGGCAGAUCUAAGAAGUCUUAGGAUUACGGAAUAGCGCAUAUCACGUUAUAUGUUUCAGUCUCAUUUUUUUUUGGUCGACCAGUGCUCGGUACGUCUCUUAAUGUCAUUUUCAAGGUUCAGUUCAAGGUCAUGGAUAUGAGCCAUCCGUACGAACAGAGUCUCAUUCGAUCAAGCAGACGAUCGAUUGUCCUUCAACAAAAUUACUAUAACGCGUGAUCCUUCUUGAUCGAGUUUUUCUUUUUCUUAGAGAAACGCAAUUAAAGCAUCUGAUCGACCUAGCGAUCUGAAUAUUAUAUACUAGAUAAAUUAGAUGACACAUUACACAGAAUAGAAGAAAUAAAAAAGAUAACUAAUA
This is a messenger RNA of Cephus cinctus (wheat stem sawfly), 8768 nucleotides long. It is a transcript of the gene Mgtor, whose product is annotated as nucleoprotein TPR. The coding region runs from base 319 to 7509 and encodes 2396 amino acids. Lineage: Eukaryota; Metazoa; Arthropoda; Insecta; Hymenoptera; Cephidae. Gene Ontology annotation, biological process: mRNA export from nucleus; protein import into nucleus. The record is from RefSeq and is a predicted model, not a curated record. Gene Ontology annotation, cellular component: nuclear pore. The transcript is spliced from 4 exons. Gene Ontology annotation, molecular function: structural constituent of nuclear pore.